UACCCGACACCCAAACCCAAAGCCCAAGCAAAAUAAAAAAAAACAUAGAGAAAGAAAAGAAGGUUGAGAAUUGAGAGGUUGAGAGGCAAGUGAAGCCGUAACAUCAGCCUUUGGCAGACACCCAACCCCUGUGCGUCUGCGUCUGCGUCUGCGUCCCUGUCCUCUCUCUCUCUCUAGCCCACGGAUAAUAUUGCCCGCCGACGAGCGCUCCUAGCCUUCCCUCCCCCUUUAUUUAUUUACCAAAUCACACACUCUCGUCAUCUGGUAUUCUUUUUCCCCCUCUCUUCCUCCCUAAUAUCGAAUAGGGAGACUUCCCUCUGUCUCAUUCUCUCUCUCUCUCUUUCUAUGUAUAUAUAUAUAUAUAUAUAUCUCUAGCUAAUUCAGAACCCACUUCUCCUCUCAGUUCUACCUAACAUCUCUAUUUCAUCCACCAUUUUUUUUAAACAGACCCAACAAAACAAAAUACAGAAUUUUUUUGAUCUUUAGAGUUGAGUUGAGAUCAUAUAAUUAAACUUAUAAAUUAUAUGUAUGUAUAAAAAGUGCUGUUUUUUAUCGUAGAGAGAGAAGAGAUCAUGGGGUUACAGAACCAGCUGAACGACGUGUCGUCGGACUCCAUCCCACUCUUACUCAUCGCACUCAUCGCGAGCUUCAUCAACCACCUGCGCUCCUCCCUCUUCCAUCUCCUCCAUUUCCUGGGCCUCAGCAACCCAGGGCCAGGGCCAGACUACGACGAUGGCCUUCUCGCGGGCUCCUCCGUGGGCUCGGGCCUCGCGGGCCUCGCCGUCCUUGCCGACCAGCUCGCCCUCAACCGCCACUUGUCCUACCGAUACGACCGCAACCGCCAUGACCAACAGAACAACGCCGUCGCGAGGUCACGGGAUUGCGAUUGCGUGGUGUGCUUGUCCACCUUAAGGGAUGGGGACCAGGUCCGUAUGCUCAACUGCCGCCACGUGUUCCACAAGAGCUGCUUCGACGGAUGGCUCGACCACCUCAACUUCAAUUGCCCUAUUUGCCGCUCUCCCCUCGUCCACCGUGACCUCGUCGCCCACACGCGCCGCCGCCUCGCCGCCGACCUCCUCCACUGGUUUUCUCUCCGCUGAAUCGAUUGGACGAAGACGAUGAUGCAUGUUACAAUAUGAUCAAAUGGGUCCCAUCCGCAAUCUGCUAUAUCCACCCACCCAUGAUGAUGAUGAUGAUAACGGCGAAUCCAUCGAUUGCUGGUGGUUCCUUUCUCGUUCUUCUUCGCCUUUUCAUUUUUGAUAUUCUAGAGAGUUGUUGGCAGUUUUUGACCGUAGACUUUCUUUUUUCUUGUUUGGUCCUUCAAAUUUCUCCUCUCUUUUUUAUUUUCCUUCCAUAACUAUCUUCCUCUUCUUCUUCUUCUUUUUUCUUUUUUUGAAAAAAACUCUCGGGGUUUUUUUUUAUUUACCGCUGUAAAUUCUUGGUGUUUCUAAUCUUAAAUAAGGAAAGAGGGAUCUCCAAUUUUUAGUUGUGUACCAGAUUAUUUCGAGUAUUUAUGUUAUGGAACCAAAUGUGUGUUUAAAAGGAUUUAAUUACUUUCUCAUGUUUAAUCUAUAUAAAAUGAAAUAUACUUCCUUUUCUGUUGGUCUCAUACAGUAAAAAGAACUAAGCGGAGCAGGGGGAAGACGAAGGAAAGGGUUUAAAAAGAAAAAAAAAAAACAAGCAUUAACAAAGAACAUUAGUGAAAACGGGAGAUCCUGGGUUCGAUUCCUGCCGUUGGUGAAUCAAGCGAUGAGGGCCAGGGACGGGGUGAAAUUCCCUAUAGCCUCUCCGGGUCCCGGAAGGGGUGGAUGGCCGUGGCUUGCCACCAGUUGUCCCCCUUUAAAAAAAAAAAAAAAAAAAAAAAAAAAAAAAAAAAAAAA
Messenger RNA from Prunus mume (Japanese apricot), 1880 nucleotides. RefSeq names its product E3 ubiquitin-protein ligase RHA2A. Lineage: Eukaryota; Viridiplantae; Streptophyta; Magnoliopsida; Rosales; Rosaceae. Gene Ontology annotation, molecular function: ubiquitin protein ligase activity. The record is from RefSeq and is a predicted model, not a curated record. Gene Ontology annotation, biological process: protein ubiquitination.